GUGCAAACACUGGGGCGAAACACGUGUGCGUCGGGAGCGCGCUGACAAACGUAAACAAACAUGAGGAUUAACGCGAAAACCCAGGUUUGGUCUCGGACUGUGGUCCUCGUUCCUUACCGAGAGCAUCACGUCGCAAAGUAUCACGAAUGGAUGAAGGACCCGUACUUGCAAGAGAUGACAGCUUCGGAACCUCUGUCCUUGGAUCAAGAGUACGAAAUGCAGAAGUCGUGGCUAGAGGACGAAGACAAAUGCACGUUCAUCAUAUUGGACCGGGAAACUUACGAGAGUGGCAUGGAUGAAGUGGAUGCGAUGAUUGGCGACGUUAACUUGUUCUUCAACCACCAGGACCGACCCCACGACGCAGAAAUCGAGGUUAUGAUUGCAGAGUCGUCACAACGCCGGAAAGGCCGCGGCAAAGAAGCGAUUCACCUGAUGAUGAGAUACGGUGUUGAAGAACUUCGCGUCACUGCUUUCUCGGCCAAGAUAAAACUGAGCAACGAAGUCAGCCGAAGGUUGUUCGAGAACAUAGGAUUUUCUUUGGUAUCGACGAGCAGUGUUUUUGAAGAAGCAACGUACCGCAUUGAAGUGAAUGACGAGUUAAUGACCGUUCUGAAUUCUGCCACACCAGAUUACAGGCUUGAAUCGUUACUUUAACUAUAUCAUCUGUGUCUUUUGGUGUACAUAUGCUUUAACGUGACAUGCAAAUAAACUUGUACAUGAAAUACAGCUGAAACCUUUAGUUUAU
Molecule: messenger RNA, 745 nt
Organism: Rhipicephalus sanguineus (brown dog tick)
Lineage: Eukaryota; Metazoa; Arthropoda; Arachnida; Ixodida; Ixodidae
Product: N-acetyltransferase 9-like protein
Exons: 7
Coding region: 61-654 (197 amino acids)
Biological process (GO): protein acetylation
Molecular function (GO): N-acetyltransferase activity
Source: RefSeq, a predicted model, not a curated record